Molecule: messenger RNA, 3198 nt
Organism: Fusarium sp. VM40
Lineage: Eukaryota; Fungi; Ascomycota; Sordariomycetes; Hypocreales; Nectriaceae
Source: the annotation of a GenBank genome assembly
AUGGAUCCCGCCGCCGUGAGGUCCUUGCUCGCCACUAGCUUGGACCCUGAUGCAGACAGCCGAAGGCGUGCUGAGCUUCAGUUGAAACAGAUCGAAGAACAGCCCGGAUUCCUCGAAUGUCUGCUCAACAUCCUGCAAGCCGAACAGGAGUCAAGCGUUCGCCUGUCGACCGUUAUCUACGUAAAGAACCGCGUGAAUCGAUCAUGGUAUAGCGAGGGGUACUCUACCGAAGCCCCCGCCGCCACAAUCCCUGAAGAUGAGAAGGCUCGUGUACGAGACCGCCUUCUGCCGAUUCUUGCUGCUUCCGAAGGCCUCGUCCGCCAGCAGCUUAUCCCCGUCCUCCAGCGAAUCCUCCAGUAUGACUUCCCAGCCCGCUGGCCAAAGUUCAUGGAUUUCACCCUCGAGCUCCUGAACACGAAUAACCCUGGCUCCGUCCUCGCUGGCUUGCAGUGUCUGCUUGCCAUCUGCCGUGCCUUCCGCUACAAGGCUACUGACAGCGAUGACCGACAACACUUCGACCAGAUUGUUGAGGCCAGCUUCCCUCGUCUCCUGGCUAUCUGCAAUGAACUCGUGAACCAGGAGAGCGAUGAGGCGGGUGAGAUGCUUCACCUGGCUUUGAAGGCCUACAAGCAUGCGACAUGGUUGGAGCUUUCCCCCUCGCUGCGACAGCGCGAUGUCAACAUUGCUUGGUGCACUGUUUUCCUCCACACAGUCUCCAAGACCUGCCCGGCCAACGCCAUGCAGGGCGACCAGCACGAACGCGAGAAGCACCACUGGUGGAAGGCUAAGAAGUGGGCUUUCUUCAACCUGAACCGUCUCUUUAUCCGACACGGUAACCCUGCGAGUCCCGGUAAGGGCGAAGACGCACUUGCUUUCGCCAAGGACUUCACCGCGAACAUCGCCCCCGAGAUCCUCAAGCACUACCUCCAGGAGAUCGAGAAAUGGGUCGCCAAAACCUCUUGGCUUAGCCGACCUUGCCUUUCUUACACUCUGGUCUUCCUCGACGAGUCGGUACGACCCAAGGAGAUGUGGACACACCUCAAGCCUCAUCUUACAAACCUCGUUACUCAUUUCGUCUUCCCUGUCCUCUGCCUCACCGAGGAGGACGUUGAACAGUUCGAGGACGAGCCCGACGAGUACCUUCACCGAAAGCUCAACUACUUUGAGGAGGCAUCUGCCCCUGACGUCGCUGCCACGAACUUCCUCGUCAACCUCACCAAAAACCGCCGCAAGGAGACUUUCGAGAUUCUUACGUUUGUCAAUGCUGUUGUUACCGAGUACGAGCAGGCUGCCGAUGAGAACAAGAACCAUAUUGCCAAGGAGGGUGCUCUGCGCAUGAUCGCUACCCUGGCUCCUGUUAUUCUGGGCAAAAAGAGCCCUAUCGCGGACCAGGUAGAAUACUUCCUUGUCCGUUAUGUCUUCCCUGACUUCACCAGCCCCCAGGGCUACCUCCGAGCUCGUGCUUGCGACACUAUCGAGAAGUUUGAGCAGCUUAAUUUUAACGACCCCAACAACCUCCUUACUAUAUACCGACACAUUCUCGACUGUAUGGCCGACCCUGCACUUCCCGUUCGUGUCACAGCAGCCCUUGCUCUUCAACCUCUCAUCCGUCAUGAUGUUAUUCGAACAAGCAUGCAACAGAACAUCCCCACGAUCAUGCAGCAGCUGCUCAAGCUCGCCAACGAGGCCGAUAUCGACGCGCUUGCCAACGUUAUGGAGGAUUUCGUUGAGGUCUUCGCCACCGAGCUUACGCCCUUCGCAGUAGCUCUGAGCGAGCAGCUGCGAGACACAUAUAUGAGAAUCAUCCGAGAGCUCCUUGAGAAGGAGAGCAAGGUCGGUGACGAUGGCGAGCCCUAUAACGAGUACGACGACAAGAGCAUCACUGCUCUCGGAGUUUUGCAGACCAUUGGUACUCUGAUCCUUACCCUCGAGAGCACCCCCGAUGUCCUGCUUCACAUCGAGGCUGUUCUUAUGCCAGUCAUCAAGGUAACACUAGAGAACAAGCUUUAUGAUCUUUAUAACGAGGUCUUUGAGAUCAUCGAUAGCUGCACGUUUGCCGCCAAGUCCAUCUCGCCCACUAUGUGGCAAGCCUUCGAGUUGAUUCACACUACGUUCAAGGCUGGUGCUGAGUACUACCUGGAAGAUAUGCUGCCUGCUCUGGAUAACUUUGUCCAGUUUGGUGCUCCUCAGCUUGCCCAGAAGCCUGAGUACACUCAGGCUCUUUAUUCUAUGGUAGCUGAUAUGUUCACGGAUAGCAUCCAGGGUGGAGUUGAGAGGAUAUGUGCCUGCAAGCUCGCCGAGGCUAUGAUGCUCAGUCUGAAGGGACAAAUUGACAGCUGCGUUGAGGGCUUCAUCAACAUUGCCAUGGGCAUCCUUGGCAACCAAGAUGUCAAGGUCAAGAGCUACCGCAUUCACCUCAUGGAGUUGGUGAUCAACUCCAUUCACUACAACCCCCUCCUUACACUCCAGGUUCUUGAGAACAAAGGUUGGACAAACCGCUUCUUCAGCCUUUGGUUUGGCAGCAUGACAUCUUUCACCCGUGUUCACGAUAAGAAGCUAUGUAUCGUCGCUAUCUCUGCUCUCCUUAGCCUUAGCCAUGAGCAUGUCCCAUCCAGUGUGUCAGUUGGCUGGCCCAGAUUGCUACAGGGUAUCACCGAGCUGUUCCGCACCCUUCCCGCUGCCCAGAAGAACCGUGAUGAGGCUCUCCGUGAUGACUUCCACCUGGAGUCAUCCUACGAUUACGGCGAGGAAGACGAGUGGGACGAUGACGAGGCCAAUUGGAACGUCGAUGAAGAGGAAGAAGCCGACGAGACCAACGAGUCCAAGGAUGAGAGCACUGCUUACCUCAACUUCCUCAACGAAGAAGCCCAGAAGUUCAGCCGAGCAAUCGAUGAUGUUGAGGAGGACGACAUGGGCGAGGACUCGGUCCUGCUCGAGUCACCACUUGACAAGAUUGAACCUUAUCAGCUCUUCCGUAAUACUUUGAUGAAAAUGCAACAAGAACAGCCCCAGUUCUAUAGCAGCCUUGCUGGACACCUCACAGCUGAUGACCAAAAUGUGAUUCAGUCGGUGAUGGUCAAGGCUGACGAGAUUGCCGUGCAGCAAGCUCAACAAGCCCAGCAAGCCCAGAUUCUGGCUCAACAACAAGCUGCUACUAUGGCUGCCAACCUUGGCGCGGCCAACGGUGGUGCUAGUUAA